GGGCUGAGUAGGGACACGUGGUCCUCCGGGAUUUGCGUUAAGACAAGACGUUUCGAGUGGGAUGAGUGAUGUCGGCUUCACUCGGAUGGUGCAAAUCGCUUGGUGUUUGUUCCGAGUAAAUGAGGACAUUCUUUGCACAAGAUCAUCCACUUCCUCUUCAGUUCUGCAUGGGUAGACCUGACAUGCGGGAACUGGAGUUCCCGGAGGGGAUGACUUUUUUGAUGAACCUGGGCAUGCAGCGGCUAGCGCACUUGGACUUGCUCCCAUUGAUUCUUGGCUAUGCCCACAGUUUCAGGGGUUGUUGAUGUAGGUUGCAUAGCCCGCCAACCUCACACUCCUCUCAAGAAGGCCCGAUGGCAUUUUGACGGCCCACAGCUUCAGUAGGCAUAGUAUAGGCCCCGUUGGCGUGACGGGAGGGGCGCCAUGUCCAAGCAACAGCAGCGGAAUCAGCAGAAGCGCGCGGCCAAGAAGGAAGCCAAAGCGGCCGAGGAGGCUGCCGCCGUUGCGGGUGCAGGCUCCCGGAUAAGCGCGCCAAUCACUGCUGCCGAUUUAGUUCAGAGCGGUGAAUCCCUGGUCUUGGGUUCCUGCAUCGCGCAUUACGCCCCGAAGCUGCCGGAUCUUCUCAAAGAGAACGGCGAGGACGCCACCCAAGAGAAAGCAAAGGAGCCAGCUGAGGAGAAGGAGUCCGCAGAAGCGGAGGCCGCGAAGGCCGAGCGCUCGGGCGCCGGCUCCCCGUCGGACGCCUUCGCCGAGCUGACGACCCGCUUGGCCUGGUCCAACCCGCUGGGCCUGGCGCGUCCGCUCAGCGGCGAGGACGCGAUCGCCCAAUGGAAGGCGCUCAGCCAGUUGGAAGUGGAUGGGGGCCCACGGAAGAGCAAGCGAGGAAGUCCAAGCAUGGACAGGAUCAUGGCCAACUUGUCGGAAUUUCUGCCGCAGUACCUCCACAUUUUGCUCGUGCUUGGGAUGCUCCACGCCUUCUUGUUCCGGUCAUAUUUUGCAUGUCUACCUUGGCUGGUCCUGUGGCAGACGGUGUCCCUCUUGGUCCCACUGGAGACCUUGGAGCAGGUGCCACAAGUCCCUUUGAGCCAGUGUCCGGUGAAGUUCCGUGUGGCCGGGACUGUGGCGCUACAUGCACUGAUGCUGCUCUUCUUUGUCUUCGAGCUGAUUUGGUGCAUGAACUUCUUGGUCAAAAUUUUGGUCUUCGGCUUGCUUACCUUGCACGCUCAUUCCGUGAAGCCCAUCGCUGUCGCCGCCCGGGACAGCUGACGUUACUCACAAACCGACCGUGACAAGUCGGGAACAAAGAACCCGGCAGCGGGAGCUGGGAUGAGCUGGGGUGCGCGGGACAGUGGGCGUUUUUG
This is a messenger RNA of Durusdinium trenchii, 1361 nucleotides long. The record is from the annotation of a GenBank genome assembly. NCBI's taxonomy places the organism in Eukaryota, Dinophyceae, Suessiales, Symbiodiniaceae.